AUAAUUUACAGAGAUUAAUUAGGUGAAAAAUAAUAAUAAUAAAGAAAAAAGACCAAAAAUUGGUGGUAGGAUCUUAGAAGCUCACAACCAAAUCCAAUACCCAAAGUCACCAACCCAUCCCUUCAGUCAAUCUUCAUCACCAUCAUCAUCAUCAUCAUCUUCAAUUCACGAUAACCCAAUUUCAAUUCUCUAUCUUUAUCUGUACAAUUUUCUGUUUUUCCCAUUUUACCCCUUCUGAUCCCUUCUAAUUUCUCUGUAAUACCCUCUUCUUCUUCCUUCGACUAUGGCGGUCUCCCGUUUACUCCUUUCUAUAACAGUUUUUUAUGCGUUACAAUUAGUUUCUUCUCUGCCUUUAUGCGAUUUACAACAGUCAAUUUCAUUUUCCCAUGUUCUUCAGUUUCAAUCUCAAUGCCCGCUAUCGAUCUCUGCGAAUCUACCUCUUCAGGUGACUGGAGGCUUCCUUGACAGAACACUGACAUCUAAACAGAAAAUUGGAUAUACAGCUGUCCUCUUUUAUGGUUCUUGGUGUCCUUUCUCGCGUGGUGUAUAUCCAAAAUUUGAAGCACUAAGCUCUAUGUUCCCGCAAAUAGAGCAUUUGGCAGUUGAACAAUCUUCAGCAGCACCAAGUGUCUUUUCAAGAUAUGGAAUUCAUAGCCUGCCUUCAGUAUUUCUGGUGAAUCAGACAUCAAGAGUCCGGUAUCAUGGUCCUAAAGAUCUGUCCUCCCUUGUCCAAUUCUAUGAGAAAACCACUGGACUUGAACCAGUCUUCUAUGUAGACGAGGAGCAACCAAUUGGCUUGGAAAGUGGUGAAAAGUCCAUAUUUCAGUCAAUGAACGGUUCAGCUUUAAAAGAGGUAUCGAAGAGGGAACCAUACUUGGUUUUCUCUAUAUUGUUCCUCUGUUUCAGGGUACUCGUAUCCAUUUUCCCAAGGGUGUUAUCUCGCGUCAAAGCAUUCUGGGUCUCGUGUGCUCCUCACCUGAAUUUGGGAAUAAUCAGAGAAACGAACCAGAUAAUGGAGCGAGUCAGUCACAUGAUAGACGUGAGCGGUUUCUGGACCAAGCUGAGACAAUGCAAGACUAGGAAUUUGCGAGAAGGUGCAAGGAGUGCCCGAGUUUGGGCUUCUUCGCUUACUUCCGUCUCUUUGGGUGAGGCUUCGUCUGCGAGAACAUCUCAAUAAAGCGGGACAUAAAUCUUGUACACGAAAUUUGAGGGUAGGAAGGAAGAAAAGAGCUUGUUUGGUCUGGUCCUUGAGUCUCCGGAAAGGUAGUAGUCUCUCUCUCUCUCUCUCUCUCUCUCUCUCUCUUUCUCUCUUUCUUUCUUUCUCUCAAAUUAUUAUAUUGGUAGUGAUGAUAGCUGAAGCUGUUGUCCUUGUUUGAGUUGGGAUUUUUGGUAAAAGGCAAACAAGCAUGUAAAUUUGCGAACAGCUUUCUCUUUUUCUUUUCUUUUGUAAAUUAUUUGCUCAUCUGACUAACAUCUUUACUUAACCAAAAGUGGAAUGUAAUCAAAUUAACCUC
Messenger RNA from Cannabis sativa, 1514 nucleotides. RefSeq names its product 5'-adenylylsulfate reductase-like 5. The record is from RefSeq and is a predicted model, not a curated record. Lineage: Eukaryota; Viridiplantae; Streptophyta; Magnoliopsida; Rosales; Cannabaceae. The transcript has 4 exons. Bases 284 to 1177 code for a protein of 297 amino acids.